Molecule: messenger RNA, 1056 nt
Organism: Jaculus jaculus (lesser Egyptian jerboa)
Lineage: Eukaryota; Metazoa; Chordata; Mammalia; Rodentia; Dipodidae
Product: olfactory receptor 10AG1-like
Exons: 2
Coding region: 1-1056 (351 amino acids)
Biological process (GO): G protein-coupled receptor signaling pathway
Cellular component (GO): membrane
Molecular function (GO): G protein-coupled receptor activity; olfactory receptor activity
Source: RefSeq, a predicted model, not a curated record
AUGCAGUCCACAGCUAUAGAGCUACAGAAAGAAAACAACUUGAGGAUUACAGAAACAAACCUCUCAAAACCAGUGGAAUUUGUUCUCUUGGGAUUUUCUGAUAUUCCCAAAUUACACUGGUUUCUCUUUGGAAUAUUCUUAGUCAUCUAUGUGAUUAUCCUGUUGGGGAAUGGUAUCAUUAUUCUGUUAACAAGACUAGAGCCUAGCCUCCAGACCCCCAUGUAUUUCUUUAUCAGCAAUUUUUCUUUCUUGGAAAUAUGUUAUGUGUCUGUUACUAUUCCUAGAAUGCUCAUGGAUCUUUGGACUCUGAAAGGAAACAUUUCUUAUUUGGCCUGUGCUGCACAAAUGUGCUUCUUCCUUGUGCUAGGGGCCACAGAGUGCUUCCUCCUGGCUGUGAUGGCCUAUGACCGCUAUGUGGCCAUCUGUAACCCUCUGCAUUAUCCUCUUGUCAUGUGCCACAAGGUGUGCACCCAGCUGGUGGUUGGCUCUUGGGUUGGUGGAAUUCCAGUUCAGGUAGGGCAGACGUUCCAGAUUUUCUCUCUGCCCUUCUGUGAAUCUCACCAAAUAAAUCAUUUCUUCUGUGACAUUCCCCCCAUGCUCAAGCUGGCCUGUGGAGACAUCUUUGUGAAUGAGAUGGUUGUCUAUGUAUUCGCUGUGUUGUUUGUCACUGUUCCUUUCCUGUUAAUCCUUGGAUCCUACAGCCAAAUAAUCUCAACCGUCCUCAAAUUACCAUCAAACACAGGAAGGAGCAAAGCCUUUUCCACAUGCUCCUCUCACCUUAUAGUUGUCUUUUUGUUCUAUGGAUCAGCCUCUGUCUCCUACUUAAACACCAAAUCCAAUCAGUAUGAAGGAACAGACAAACUACUCUCUCUAUUCUAUACUAUUUUAACCCCAAUGUUCAAUCCUAUGAUAUAUAGCCUCAGGAACAAGGAUGUCACUCAAGCACUGAGAAAAACCUUGUCUCUUAGGUUUAACCUAAUCUUAGGUUUUAUGCAUAUUAUCAGAUCCACAGGGGAUGUUGCUAACCACAAUUUAAGAAGAUACAGUUUUCACUAA